This is a messenger RNA of Schistocerca nitens (vagrant locust), 4221 nucleotides long. RefSeq names its product carbohydrate sulfotransferase 8-like. Gene Ontology annotation, cellular component: membrane. Bases 73 to 1122 code for a protein of 349 amino acids. Gene Ontology annotation, molecular function: sulfotransferase activity. The record is from RefSeq and is a predicted model, not a curated record. Gene Ontology annotation, biological process: carbohydrate biosynthetic process. The transcript is spliced from 6 exons. NCBI's taxonomy places the organism in Eukaryota, Metazoa, Arthropoda, Insecta, Orthoptera, Acrididae.
CGGCGCGUCGUGACGCGACCGCGGCGAAGCAGUUGAGUGCGUACGCCUCGAACUCCGUGGUGAGGAACUGCGAUGAGGCUGACUGUGAGGCGUCUGGUGAUGGGUGUGGCUGUCAGUGCUGCCACCUGCGGCCUGCUGCUGCUGUGUGUCAGUAGAGGGAAGCCCGUGCAGGACACACACCAGCACCUGAUAGAGGCAGAAAUAGAGAACAUUCAGCGAAUAAGAAGAAUAGAGGAAGUAUGUUAUAAGCACAAUCUUGGCUUGUAUAAACACACAGAUGAUCCACCAAAAUUAAUACAUCCACCUGCUCCACAGUAUGGCGUAUUCUACAUUGACAGGAAACACAAUAUAUCGUGGUGUCCCUUAUAUAAAGCAGCAUCCACGACAUGGUUAUAUCACUUGAGCUUAUUGGCUGGAUAUUCGGAGGAGCAGAUAGUGAAAAGCCACAGGCAACUAAGUGAAAUUGCCAGAGAAGCUUACCCAGAGCUGGACUAUGAAGAUGCCGAAAAGGCAUUCUUGACAACACUAAAGUUAUUAGUUGUUCGUCAUCCAUUCUCAAGAAUUCUGUCUGCUUAUCGUGAUAAACUUGAGAAUAUGCAAAUUGGUGCUGAGCAUGGAACGAAACAUUACUACCUGCGCUACGGAAGACAAAUAGUAGCCCGUUACCGACACGGAGGUAACUCGACUAAAACUAUGAGACUACUGAAACCAGGGCAGUACAUGAGAGAUGCUGCACUACCAGAGCCUGUUGGCAUUGAACCAACAUUUGAGGAAUUUGUAAGGUACCUCCUGGACACUGACCUUUCACAGUGGGCCGAUGACCACUGGAUCCCUUACUACUUGUACUGCACUCCGUGCCUCCUGAAAUACGAUGUGGUGGCUAAAGUGGAGACACUGGUGCGUGACCAGGAGUUCGCCCUCCGCAGAGCAGGACUGUGGGGCCUCGUGAAGCCACAGUGGAGGCACAGAGCAGCUGUAGGGGGUGGUGCGGAGGCUGAGAGGAGGUACUUCUCGCAGCUGACAAAGGCACAAGUUGAAAGACUGUACGAGAAAUACUGGCUCGAUUUUGAACUGUUUGAUUACUCUCCAGAGAAGUAUGUCAGCUAUGCUAGGUCACAAUAACUGUUCACAAGAAAGAAAUGCUCUCCCCAAUAUUUGAUGUUGCUGACUUCCAGUUAUAUUGCAAAAUGUUUGUUUUUUGGUCAUAUCCUAACAGGCAGGAAUGUGCAACCAGCAGCAACAAAAAUAAAACAUUCUGCCACAAAAUUUAGACUCUUUAAUUGUACGAGGUUAUUCACAAAUACCUCCCGAGUUUCAGAAAAGAACUGUGUGAAAGCUACAAUAAGUACAGAAAAUAGACACAAAUGAGUGUAUAGAGGAUCUCUCUGAGUUUUAACACACUUUACAAGGUGCUCAGUAGCAGCAUCAUUUCUGACACAGCAAAUGUCUAUAUGAUAAUCCAAAUAUUGGCAUACACAAUCCAAAAUGACACAGUCAAUAUCUGUCUCUCCAUUAAUUAUUCUUCUUAGGAACUCUUCCAAAUUAAAUGCCAGUGGCAGCAAAGUCACACAAUAUUUGAAAUAACCCCAUAAAAAUAAAUCACAUGGAGUGAAGUCAGGUAAACAUCAUUGCUACUGAAGAAGAGGAGUCACAAUGGGAAACAUGCUGGAUCAGGUGUUGAAGCAUUUUGGCAUUAAGGUGAUCACACUUGUGUGUAAUGCAGCAGACAGUUGACUGUGGUACCUGCAGUUCCCUGCUUGCAUGUGUUGUUGACUUCUGCCACCUCCCAAUGAGUGACUUCUGCACACGCUCUGCCUUCUCUGCCGACGCUCCAUUAUAUACUGUAUUUGAUAUGCCUCCUGCUUAUUGCUGCCCUCUUCGACUAGGCCACAUUGGGAAGAGGAGGAGGAGAUUAGUGUUUAAUGUCCCAUCGACAAUGAGGUCAUUAGAGCACAAGAUCGGAUUAGGGAGGAUGGAGAAGGAAUCGGCCACACUAUUUCGAAGGAACGAUCCAAACAUUUGCCUGAAGCAAUCCAGGGAAAUCACAGAUGACCUAAAUGAGGAUGGCCGGAUGCAGGUUUGAACCAUUGUCAUCCGAAUGAGAGUCCAGUGUGCUAACCACUGUAUCACCUCACUUGGUAUGCUACACUGAGUAUUAUGAAUUGAAACUUGGAGAGAUGCUGUAUCCAGUUAUGUGUUUCAUUAUUUUCUGAAUGUCAAGUAGUUUUUCCAUUGUCAUCUUCUGAAACCUGAAAGGUACUUAUAAAUAACCCUGUAUAAAUGCAUCUGUUGUUUAUUGGUGUGUACACUUCUCAGUACCAGCUAAUAACAUAAUGGCUAAACCAAAGAAAAACUUUACUGAAGGGGAGUGAUAUUCCACUUUUGAUUUUUUGAACUGAAACAAAUAAAGACUUACAUACAUACACUAGUAAAGAAAGAAUAUAAUUUAUUUUAAAACUGUAUCACAUUGUUACUUUUUCCCUCAGUAGAUGCUGCAAUGAACAGUUUGUCAAGUUAAGUGCAUGUGUCAGUGUUAGACUGAUACCCAAGAUCAAGCUUUUGUGGGGAAUAUGAUACCAUUUGAGCACACUUCACAGGCUGGCCCCAAGCUUCUACAACCAGAGGCUUCUACAGACUCCUUUUAAACUCCAUAUAAGUUUUACACAAACAUAAAAGACUAACACCCUUAUGAUGAAGGUACAGGAGAGUCUUUGUAACAAAGGAAAUUUCAAGUGAGAAAGCUAAUAAAUUAUGAGAUAGAACUGCUGUUCAGUUCUUAGCUUCAUGCAGCAAAAUGCAUAGUAUUGCUGAUAAACACAUACAUAAAAGUAUAGCUUUCAGAACUGACAGACAAUAUUAGUUCCAAAAGUUAGGGGGUGUCUCACUUGUACUUCUGUGUGUGUCUACCAGCAGUUCUGCACAUUUCACCUCAUGAAGGUGACUAAUGACCUGCAACUCUGUCUCAGAAUUUAAGAGUGAUUUUAUAACAUCCUCAGUGACAUUCCUAAGAUGACAUAGUUUUACUGGUUAGUAGAGUAAUGAAAAGUUAUAACAAGCCAAGGUAUGGAGAGAACUAACAGUGAGGCAGUGAGUGAAUCGGUUCAUGAGAUGUGCUCAGGGCUCUGGGUGUGAGCCUCAUGUGGCACACCUUUCUUUGAUUGUUACAAAUGUUCAACUUUUUGAAGAGAUUAUUUAAAAAGAAGCACUACAAUACAGUGUUAUUCAUGAGUACCUCUGCAGUUUUAGAAAACAAUUACUGGAGGACUACAAGACAUACACAAAACAGAAACAUUCCAAUGGAUCCAGCACAUCCCCAAGUUUUAAUUCAUAUUACAGACACUCAAAAUAUGCACCAUUUGUGAUGCAGCAAAGAUCAAUAUGUGGGUACAGUUAAUUGAACUGUCUGCCACUGCCUGGGAAGACACAAUGACAGUGGCCCAUUUUAGGAAAUCUGUCCAUUGCGUUGCCUCUGAGCAGGUGCCACUAGUUCAGUAUGACAAUAUUUGCCUGCAUGUCCUGACAUGCCUGCCUCUAGAGGUGCAACUGUACCACAGCAUCUGUUAUGUAUGAAGCUUGGAGAGAUGCUCUGUCCAAUGAUGGGUGCCAUUUUUUCCAUGUCGUGUAGGUUUUGCACAUUCACCUUCUGAAAUCCUGAAGGUUGUUAUGAAUAACACUAUAUCAAUAACAAGAUGUUUGUUGCAAAGAAGAAGCAAUGAAUAAUGAUAGAUAAGGGAGGUAAAAUAAAAAAAAAGUUUAGGAAAAAGAGGAAGAAAUAAAUUUUCAGAUAAAGAAAAGAACAGCAGAAUGGAAAACAAAACUGAAGCAGUUAAAGUUCUGGAAAUUGUUUCACUAUAAAAUAUAGUAGAACAAUGUCACGAUACUGAGGGACGAGAGGAAGAUGACAGACAUACUAGAAAAUACAGGAGAACUGAAGAAAGUGUUUAACUAUUCAUUAGCAUCCUGGAAAGAAUAUGUAGGAAAGAGCUGGUAGAAUGUAAAUAAUUUUGGGAGUAAAGGAGAUCACUUACUGAAUAGCAGAAGCAUGGGGUCUUUCACAGGCAUACAUAAUAGAGAAAAAAACUGCUAUUUUUCAGAAUCAAUCAUAAGCCAGAGUACACACACACACACACACACACACACACACACACACACAGUACCACCUGGGCACACAGUGUGCAUCUAACCAGCACUACAUAGGGGCAUAGGUAGUUUGUGUGAGUG